GAGCCUCUGCUUAUACACAGCUUUCUUUCAGCCGCACCGCAAGUCGCCCGUGCUCUCGUAUUUUAUCCGCGUGCACUCGCUCACUCGUCAAGUCCAAAUGCAGCCGCGGCUUUUCCUUUUGCUGGGCGUUGCACUCGUCGCGGCGUCGACCACAGCGAAAAAACUACCUGACUACAUCCAGAAAUGCCACAGGAGUGACCCGAAAUUCGAUGCAUGCAUGAUCAGUUCGAUCGAAUCGCUGAGGACGCGACUUGGAAGAGGAAUCCCCCAACUGCAGGUGCCUGGAUACGAACCUCUGGUCAUCCCUGCGCUGCACAUCGACAGAAACAAUGAAGCCCUGGAAGUCAGCGCUACCCUGGAAAACCUCAAGGUUGCUGGUGGCAGCAAAUUCAUCAUCAAUGAUUUAAAAACGAACUUUGACGGUCUGGGCUUGAAAGCGAAAAUCACCCUGCCAGAGCUGCAGGUGGUGACCGACUAUGACGUGAACGGCAGGCUCCUUGUGGUGCCCUUGACGGGCAAAGGCGUUCUCGAGGGAACCUUCAAGCAAGUUACGGCUGACUUGCAAGUGACUGGAAAAUUCACCGAGAGAAAGAAUAAAAAGUACCUGAUGAUCGACAACUUCAAGUCGGACGUCAAAGUCGGCGACUCAAAACUCAAAUUCCUGACGCCAAGCGGCCAGGCGCAGAAGCAAACCGCCAUCACCUCGGCCAGCACGCAAUUCAUCAACGGCAACAAGGAUCAAGUUUUGGAGCUGAUCAAGCCCAUCAUCGAGGACACGGUCAAUGAACUGUUCACCGGCAUCGCCAACCGAGUUCUCCAAUCGGUGCCAUAUGACGAUCUCGUCCCUGAAUAAGCAGCGAGAUAUUUUUAAUUUAAUUUUUUUCACUUGUAUAUUUCCCCAUCGGAAUGCAUUUUUUGCAGAUUAGAGACUGCGCACGUGAUGUUACUAUGAAAAAUAAAUUCGUUUUUAAGCCUUAUAA
Molecule: messenger RNA, 980 nt
Organism: Cloeon dipterum
Lineage: Eukaryota; Metazoa; Arthropoda; Insecta; Ephemeroptera; Baetidae
Product: circadian clock-controlled protein daywake-like
Exons: 6
Coding region: 98-853 (251 amino acids)
Source: RefSeq, a predicted model, not a curated record